Messenger RNA from Glycine soja, 2587 nucleotides. RefSeq names its product luc7-like protein 3. Gene Ontology annotation, biological process: mRNA splice site recognition. The record is from RefSeq and is a predicted model, not a curated record. Lineage: Eukaryota; Viridiplantae; Streptophyta; Magnoliopsida; Fabales; Fabaceae. Gene Ontology annotation, cellular component: U2-type prespliceosome; U1 snRNP. Gene Ontology annotation, molecular function: mRNA binding. The transcript is spliced from 7 exons. Bases 139 to 1167 code for a protein of 342 amino acids.
CCAGUGUUCACGGCACCCACAAACCCUACCCUAUAAACCAAAUUCGCAAUCCCGUGUUAUCUACACUUCCCUUCCCAUUCCUUUCAAUUUGGAGAGGAAUUCAUUUGAAUUAGGGUUUCUCUUUUCCUUUGUUUCAUUAUGGACGCUCAGAGGGCUUUACUCGACGAACUCAUGGGUGCAGCGCGCAACUUGACGGAGGAAGAGAGAAAGGGGUACAAGGAAGUGAGUUGGGACGAUAAGGAAGUGUGUGGAUUCUACAUGGUGCGCUUUUGCCCUCACGAUCUCUUCGUCAACACGCGCAGUGAUCUCGGACCUUGCCCGAGAAUACAUGACCCGAAGUUGAAAGAAAGUUUCGACAAAUCUCCAAGACACGAUGCAUAUGUACCGAAAUUUGAAGCUGAACUUUCUCAAUUUUGUGAGAAAUUGGUGAUGGACUUGGACAGAAGAGUAAGACGUGGGCGAGAACGUCUUGCUCAAGAGGUAGAGCCAGCACCACCACCACCGCUGACAGCUGAAAAAUCUGAGCAGCUAUCUGUGCUGGAGGAGAAAAUAAAGAACCUUCUGGAACAAGUUGAAUCUCUUGGCGAAGCAGGGAAGGUUGAUGAAGCUGAAGCUCUUAUGAGAAAGGUGGAGACACUUAAUGCUGAGAAGACAGCCUUAACGCAACCUCAAAAUGAUAAGCUGUUGAUGCUUGGUCAGGAGAAGAAGAUGGCACUCUGUGAAAUAUGUGGUUCUUUUCUUGUGGCAAAUGAUGCUGCAGAAAGGACUCAGUCUCAUGUCACAGGAAAGCAGCAUGUUGGUUAUGGAAUGGUUCGCGACUUCAUAAAUGAGUUUAAGACUGCUAAGGAGAAAGCUAAUGAAGAGGAAAGAUUAGCUCGGGAAAGAGAGGUGGAAGAACGGAGGAAACAGAGGGAGAAGGAGUCUGAGAGGAGACGAAGUGAUUCAAGUGAUAGGGAUAGGCAUCGUGAUAAAGAUCACAAUAGGGAGAGGGAUAGGUAUAGAGAUAGAGACUCAGAUCGUGAAAGGUCUCGGGAGCAUGAUGUUAGAGGUUAUCGAGAUGGGGGAAGGGGGAUGGAUUAUAGGGUGAGAAAUGGAGGUAGAGACAGGUACCGUGAUCGGAGCAGGUCACGCUCCCCUGUUAAGCAUAGCCACAGAAGGUCUUCUUGAAGUCCAAUUUGCUCAAAUUAGUGGAAUUUCUUGAUAGAUGUCAGAAUUUUAUUAAAAAAAAGGUAGUAUUUAAUAUCCCAAGACUUACAUAAAUGUGCUUUUGGAGAGUUUUUUUGUCAUCAUCAAGGGUGAAUUUACUCUUUUCCCAUCUCAGAGCUUUGUUGAGACUAUACAAUCUCCCUUUCGUCAAUAUUAUUAAUGGAGAAAAGGGUUGAGGUAGGUAUUUCACUGUUGUAAUUUUUCUUAUGAUUUGUUUUGCACCUUGAUACAAGUGAUUUAUGACGAUUCAUCUCUGAAGCCUUGUGUGUAGUCUUUCUUUUCUCCCAUUUCUGGAAAUCAAUUGAUUGAUUUAAGAUGUCCGGCACAAAAUUACAUGAAUGAUUGUCAUUGCUGCUGAGGGGGAUGGUUUUCUCUUGUAUUGAGGUAACAUGUGAAUCUUAUACCCUAGACAAAUAGAUUGAUAUUUGUUUGUUCGGCAUACAAAUGUUUGUUUUGUUUCUCCUUUUCUUUUUUGUUUCAUUGCCUUUGUGUCUUAAGUUGACAUAAACCAACACAGGUUUAAAAAAAUGCUGCUUAUUCUGACAUGAAUUUGACAUUGAACUGCAUUCCGAAAGCACCGGUUUAGAGGAUAUAGGUAAACUUACUGAAUUUGUUGUCAGUUAUCUUCCAAAUCCAUGGCAUCAUAUCUGUUAUAUAUUUGGUGUGAUAUCAUCCGAUAUGAUCUUAUCCUGGUUAGAGAAUUAUUUUUUAUUCCCUAGUUUCCUGAAUCCUGAUGUCAUUCUUAACACGCUUUCUGAUGGGGAAAAAGAUUAGUAUGUUGUCCAGUAUAAGUAAGCAAUUGUUAACUGGUUUGGAUUUUGGAAUGGUAAUUAGAGAAUGGUGAAUCAUCCUCUAUAAAAGUAAUAUUUUAUUUACUGAGUGUUUGAAUAGAAAAUUGAAAGGACCGGCAAAUACAGGGAUGUAGUUGUCUUUGCCGGAUUUGAUCACUAGAAUUAUUGACAUUUGCAUGAAAAACUUUCGUUGAACUGGGUUGCAGAAUGUCUUCUUUCAUGAACAAACGUUCCUACCUUUAUUGUCUGGGUGAUUAGAGGUAAAUGUCUCAUCUGGAUAAAAGAGCAUUUAAUUUGGUGUUCAGGAACACAAAAUGUCUUUGUGAUCUUUGUUGGCUAGAUUGUUUCUGGAGGUGAUAUGUGCAGGAAAACAAUCGUCGCCUCUUGUUAUUAUAAGAAACGAGGCAAGAUGAAAAUUAAGCCUUUUCUUUUGAUAUCAGGAGAAAGCGUUGUGCUUUUAUUAUUCGAAAUGACAGUCAAAUACUUGAUGAACUAGGACUGCUGGUUAUACAUACUUUGAGCAUGCGAUCUUAAAGAUUGUAAUGAUUCUAGGAAAUAAAAUGAGCUACUUUUGGAGCUUUGCAUUUUUA